AUAAAAUCCGUGCGAAUGGAGCACAAUCAUCCCGCUUCCUAUGAGAAAAAGAAUCGGUAUUCUUUUUGUAGCUUUUGUGUAUUUUGUGCAAGAGACGCUGGCUGCUUCGACUUACGCUGGACAAACGACACUUGCCAACUUGAAGAAACAAAGUGAAGACGAACGCCGGAAGAGCAACAGCGACCGAACGACAUGGAAGACCUCCCCGCCGUGCUGAAGCUGCAUGUGCUGCAGUUCCUGGACCACUCGGCGCUGCAUGCAGCCGAGCAGACAUCGCAUGCGCUGCUGGAGCUCACACGCGAACAUGAGCUGUGGAGAAGUCUAUCCGAUGCACAUGUGACCUGCAGCGAAUCACUGAACCGCUCCGACCUGUGGAAGAAGAUGGUUUGUCUGGCACAGCGCUCUGCGGUUGAUGACAAGCAAUUGCUGGGCGGAGUGGAGGCUUUCUCGUCCGCGGAUCGGCCCAGCGAAUCACCUGUGAAUACACUCACGUCCUCGCGUUGCUGGAUGGAGUUGCAUCAACUUCAGACAACGGACUCUGAACAGGAGGCGGAGCUGACGACGCUGGGAGAGCGUAUACAACACCGCUGCGGCUGCUCUUCGGGUGAAUCGUGCUACUGGAGCAGCUCGGCGUCAACUAACCAGAACGCAACUGAGUUCAUCGACUACGCGCUUAAUGGACCAUGUGUAGUGAAUGCUGUGCAGAUCGUCCCGUACCGAGUAUUCUGGCACCCGGACAGCCCCACAUACGCGCCCAAAAGAGUUCGGUUUGAAUUCUUUGACGUUGACGAUAUGGCGACGCUGCAGGGAGCUGCAGGGUGGCGGAACAGACCUCUAGGCACGCGCGCAUCAGUUAUCAAACCAUUUUUCGCGUCACAUGACUAUGAGGUGAAGAAUGACAUGACGUUGCAAGAGUUUUUGCUACCCAGGAAGGUGGCGGCCAGCAAGAAGACUGUGUUGCGUAUCACACUGAUCGGACGGCACCAGGCACAAACAUUUGAGCUGCCUGAGGAGUUUCUCGAUGGCAACGAAGAACGACGACCCAAAUAUUACUGUUGUCUGAGCUAUGUGAAUGUCUGUGGAGUGCCAUGGAAGCCUGUGCAAACGGAAAGUGAGGCUUCCACGUCAAUAGCUCAAUCGUAUUCAAUGAGUCCGAACCUGCGUAUGGCGGCGCUCACCGGACUGGCAGUGUAUAUGACUGCUUGUUACGAAGGAUUCGUCGGUCGUACUCGACGAUGGGAGUAAAAAUCCGACCAAGGAAGCAAAAGUAAUCAUUUAUCUUAGCAAAACCCACGUACGAAUAGUAAAAGCCAAAUAUCUUUAUCAUACACGUCUAGUUUCUUCUCGUCACCA
Phytophthora nicotianae INRA-310 is the source of this 1353-nucleotide messenger RNA. RefSeq lists its product as hypothetical. NCBI's taxonomy places the organism in Eukaryota, Oomycota, Peronosporomycetes, Peronosporales, Peronosporaceae. The record is from RefSeq and is a predicted model, not a curated record. The transcript has 2 exons. The coding region runs from base 193 to 1245 and encodes 350 amino acids. Gene Ontology annotation, molecular function: protein binding.